Panicum virgatum (switchgrass) is the source of this 3074-nucleotide messenger RNA. RefSeq names its product DNA-directed RNA polymerase subunit beta''-like. The transcript is spliced from 2 exons. The coding region runs from base 630 to 1538 and encodes 302 amino acids. The record is from RefSeq and is a predicted model, not a curated record. NCBI's taxonomy places the organism in Eukaryota, Viridiplantae, Streptophyta, Magnoliopsida, Poales, Poaceae.
AGAACGAAUAUAAGACCCGAGAGGGAGAGGGCGAAUAUGAAAUCCUAGAAGACAAAUAUAGGGCUCUAGAGGAAGCCUCAGAAGAAGAAUAUGGGAGCUCUGAAGAUGGCUCAGAAAAGGAAUAUGGGACUUUAGAAGAAGACUCAGAGGAAGACUCAGAAGACGAAUAUGGGAGCCCGGAGGAAGAUUCCAUCUUAAAAAAAGAGGGUUUCAUUGAGCAUCGAGGAACAAAAGAAUUUAGUCUAAAAUACCAAAAAGAAGUAGAUCGGUUUUUUUCAUUCUUCAAGAACUGCAUCUCUUGCCAAGAUCCUCAUCCCUAAAGGUACUUGAUAAUAGUAUUAUUGGAGUCGAUACACAACUCACAAAAAAUACAAGAAGUAGACUAGGUGGAUUGGUCCGAGUGAAGAGAAAAAAAAGCCAUACAGAACUCAAAAUCUUUUCUGGAGAUAUUCAUUUUCCUAAAGAGGCGGAUAAGAUAUUAGGUGGCAGUUUGAUACCACCAGAAAGAGAAAAAAAAAGAUUAUAAGGAAUCAAAAAAAAGGAAAAAUUGGGUUUAUGUUCAACGAAAAAAAAUUCUCAAAAGCAAGGAAAAGUAUUUUGUUUCGGUUCGACCUGCAGUCGCAUAUCAAAUGGACGAAGGGAGAAAUUUAGCAACACUUUUCCCACAGGAUCUCCUGCAAGAAGAGGAUAAUCUCCAACUUCGACUUGUCAAUUUUAUUUCUCAUGAAAAUAGCAAGUUAACUCAAAGAAUUUAUCACACGAAUAGUCAAUUCGUUCGAACUUGCUUAGUAGUGAAUUGGGAACAAGAAGAAAAAGAGGGGGCUCGUGCUUCUCUUGUUGAGGUAAGAACAAAUGAUCUGAUUCGUGAUUUCCUAAGAAUUGAGUUAGUUAAGUCUACUACUUCGUAUACACGAAGAAGGUAUGAUAGGACAAGUGUAGGACUUAUUCCCAAUAAUAGGUUAGAUCGCAACAAUACCAAUUCCUUUUAUUCCAAGGCGAAGAUUCAAUCACUUAGCCAACAUCAAGAAGCUAUUGGCACCUUGUUGAAUCGAAGUAAUCCAUCUUUGAUGAUUUUGUCGGCAUCCAACUGUUCUCGAAAUGGUUUAUCCAAGAAUUCAAAGUAUCCCAAUGCGGUAAAAGAAUCGAAUCCUAGAAUUCCUAUUCGAGAUAUUUUUGGGCUCUUAGGCGCUAUUGUACCUAGUAUAUCAAAUUUUUCUUCAUCUUACUAUUUAUUAACACAUAAUCAGAUCUUGUUAAAAAAAUACUUGUUCCUUGAAAAUUUGAAACAAACCUUCCAAGUACUUCAAGGACUUAAAUACUCUUUAAUAGACGAAAAUAAAAGGAUUUCUAAUUUCGACAGUAACAUCAUGUUAGAGCCAUUCCAUUUGAAUUGGCACUUUAUCCAUCAUGACUCGUGGGAAGAGACAUCGGCAAUAAUUUACCUUGGACAGUUUAUUUGUGAAAAUGUAUGUCUAUUUAAAUCGCACAUAAAAAAUCAGGUCAAAUUUUCAUUGUUAAUAUGGACUCCUUUGUUCUAAGAGCAGCUAAUCCUUAUUUGGCCACUAUAGGAGCAACUGUUCAUGGUCAUUAUGGAAAAAUCCUUUACAAAGGAGAUAGGUUAGUUAUGUUUAUAUAUGAAAAAUCGAGAUCUAGUGAUAUAACGCAAGGUCUUCCAAAAGUAGAACAAAUCUUCCAAGCGCGUUCAAUUGAUUCACUAUCGCCGAAUCUCGAAAGGAGAAUUCAGGAUUGGAACGAACGUAUACCAAGAAUUCUUGGGGUUCCCUGGGGAUUCUUGAUUGGAGCUGAGCUAACCAUAGCCCAAAGUCGUAUCUCUUUGGUUAAUAAGAUACAAAAGGUUUAUUGAUCCCAAGGGGUACAGAUCCAUAAUAGACAUAUAGAGAUUAUUAUACGCCAAGUAACAUCAAAAGUAACGGUUUCCGGAGAUGGAAUGUCUAGUGUUUUUUUACCUGGGGAAUUAAUAGGACUAUUGCGAGCGGAACGAGCAGGGCGGGCUUUAGAUGAAUCGAUUUAUUAUCGGGCAAUCUUAUUGGGAAUAACAAGGGCUUCCCUGAAUACCCAAAGUUUCAUAUCUGAAGCAAGUUUUCAAGAAACUGCUCGAGUUUUAGCAAAAGCUGCCCUACGAGGUCGUAUUGAUUGGUUGAAAGGCCUGAAAGAAAACGUAGUUCUGGGGGGAUUAUACCUGUUGGUACUGGAUUCCAAAAAUUUGUCCAUCGUUCCCCACAAGACAAGAACCUUUAUUUCGAAAUUCAAAAAAAAAUCUAUUCGCAUCGGAAAUGAGAGAUAUUUUGUUUCUCCAUACAGAAUUAGUUUCUUCUGAUUCUGACGUAACAAACAAUUUCUAUGAAACAUAAGAAGCCCCUUUUACCGCUAUUUAUACGAUUUAAGUAUACAUAAAGCAAUUUGUUUUUACUUUAAUUUAAACUAUACUUUUGACCUUAGAAUGCUAGCAGGUCCUAUUUUAGAUUUUGUUUUUUAAUAAGUAAAAGAAGUCAGUUAAUUCAUUAAGGCUAUGUUUAUACCGUGUAUAAAUGGGUAAUUCUGAGUAGAAGGUUCCAACAGAACAAUUAUUAUUUAUUUCAAGCUAUUUUGGCUCUUUCUUAAUCUUCAAAAAGAAAUUAAUUCCGUAAUGGUAAGACGAAAAAAAAGAAAAAAUAAAAAGGAAGUGUGGUAAAAAUGACAAGAAGAUAUUGGAACAUCAAUUUGAAAGAGAUGAUAGAAGCGGGAGUUCAUUUUGGUCAUGGUAUUAAGAAAUGGAAUCCUAAAAUGACCCCUUACAUCUCGGCAAAGCGUAAAGGUACUCAUAUUACAAAUCUCGCUAGAACAGCUCGUUUUUUUAUCAGAAGCUUGUGAUUUAGUUUUUGAUGCAGCAAGUCAGGGAAAAAGCUUCUUAAUUGUUGGUACCAAAAAAAGAGCAGCGGAUUUAGUAGCAUCAGCUGCAAUAAGAUCUCGUUGUCAUUAUGUUAAUAAAAAGUGGUUCAGUGGUAUGUUAACGAAUUGGUCGAUUACCAAAACUAGACUUUCUCAAUUUAGAGACUUAAGAGCAGAAGAAAAAA